AUGGCGGCAGUGGCAGCGAUUAUCGUGUUGGCGGCGGUUGUUGGCACGGCUUCGGCGGCGGAGGAUGACAGCGGGAAGCUGCGGCAAGGGUUCUACGACCAGAGCUGCCCGCGGGCGGAGCAGAUUGUUCGACACUACAUGGAGCAGCACGUUCCCCACGCGCCCUCCGUCGCCGCCACCCUCCUCCGCACCUACUUCCACGACUGCUUCGUCAGGGGCUGCGACGGGUCGGUGCUGCUGAACGGGACCAACGGCAACGAGGCGGAGAAGGACUCGGCGCCGAACGCGUCGCUGCGCGGGUUCGCGUUCGUGGACCGCGUCAAGGCGGUCGUCGAGCAGGAGUGCCCCGGCGUCGUCUCCUGCGCCGACGUGCUCGCCCUCGCCGCCCGCGACGCCAUCGGAGUCAUCGGCGGUCCGUUCUGGCGCGUGCCGACGGGGCGGCGCGACGGCAGGGUGUCGCUGAAGCAGGAGGCGCUGGACCAGAUCCCAGGGCCAACCAUGAACUUCACCGACCUCCUCGCCUCCUUCCAGAGCAAAGGCCUCGAGCUCCCCGACCUCGUCUGGCUGUCAGGGGCUCACACCAUCGGCAUCGCGCACUGCGACUCCUUCAGUGAGCGCCUGUACAACUUCACGGGCCGUGGCGGGCCAAGCGACGCCGACCCGUCGCUGAACCCGGUGUACGCGGCGAACCUCCGGCGGACCAAGUGUGCCACGCCGACGGAUAACACCACCAUCGUGGAGAUGGACCCUGGGAGCUUCCUCACCUUCGACCUUGGCUACUACCGCGGCCUGCUCAAGAGCCGGGGCCUCUUCCAGUCGGACCACGCCCUGCUAAUGGACGCGGCGGCGCUGGCCGACGUGGAAAGCGUCGCGAGCGGCCCGCCGGAGGUGUUCUUCCAACUGUUCGCGCGGUCCAUGAUGAGGUUGGGCAUGGUGGACGUCAAGACCGGUGGCGAGGGCGAGAUCAGGCGGCACUGCGCCGUCGUCAACAGCUAG
Molecule: messenger RNA, 996 nt
Organism: Lolium rigidum
Lineage: Eukaryota; Viridiplantae; Streptophyta; Magnoliopsida; Poales; Poaceae
Product: peroxidase 3-like
Exons: 4
Coding region: 1-996 (331 amino acids)
Biological process (GO): response to oxidative stress; hydrogen peroxide catabolic process
Cellular component (GO): plasmodesma; plant-type cell wall
Molecular function (GO): peroxidase activity; heme binding
Source: RefSeq, a predicted model, not a curated record